Manis pentadactyla (Chinese pangolin) is the source of this 4214-nucleotide messenger RNA. RefSeq names its product gap junction protein delta 3 (gene GJD3). Gene Ontology annotation, biological process: cell communication. The coding region runs from base 247 to 1140 and encodes 297 amino acids. The record is from RefSeq and is a predicted model, not a curated record. The transcript has 2 exons. Gene Ontology annotation, cellular component: connexin complex. NCBI's taxonomy places the organism in Eukaryota, Metazoa, Chordata, Mammalia, Pholidota, Manidae.
GGAAGGCAGAGCCCAGCAAGGGGCGUGGCCCCGUCUGUCCCCAAGGGUGGAGCCAACCAACAGGGUCACCUGCCCCUUUAAGAGAAGGGGGAGAGCUAGCCCCUCUCAGCCAUCCCAUCCUGUCCUGUCAUCCAUCCCGGCCAAAUCCGAAAGGGAAAAUGAAAGAGGGACCAGGAGGAACAGGUCCCAGUCACCUACCCAACUCCCUCUCUCAGCUCUAACACCUCAGCUCUGGCCACCGGCGCCAUGGGGGAGUGGGCGUUCCUCGGCUCGUUGCUGGACGCCGUGCAGCUGCAGUCGCCGCUGGUGGGCCGCCUGUGGCUGGUGGUCAUGCUGAUCUUCCGCAUCCUGGUGCUGGCCACCGUGGGCGGCGCCGUGUUCGAGGACGAGCAGGAGGAGUUCGUGUGCAACACGUUGCAGCCGGGCUGUCGCCAGACCUGCUACGACCGCGCCUUCCCAGUCUCCCACUACCGCUUCUGGCUCUUCCACAUCCUGGGGCUCUCAGCGCCACCGGUGCUGUUCGUCAUCUACUCCAUGCACCAAGCCAGCAAGGCGCCGGGCGGCGCGGACGCCGAGGCGGCGGCGCGCUGUGCCCGGGCGCGCCCCGAGGGCCCGUGCGCGCCCUGCGCCCUGCGCGCCCGCCGCGCGCGCCUCUGCUACCUGCUCAGCGUGGCGCUGCGCCUGCUGGCCGAGCUGGCCUUCCUGGCCGGCCAGACGCUGCUCUACGGCUUCCGCGUGGCCCCGCACUUCGCGUGCGCCGGCCCGCCGUGCCCGCACACCGUGGACUGCUUCGUGAGCCGGCCCACCGAGAAGACCGUCUUCGUGGUCUUCUACUUCGCGGUGGGUCUGCUCUCGGCGCUGCUCAGCGUGGCCGAGCUGGGCCACCUGCUCUGGAAGGGCCGCCCGCGCGCUGGGGGCUCUGACCCCGCAGUCCAGCGCGACAACCUCUGCAACCUCGCGCACGAGGAGGCGGAGAAGCUGCUCCCGCCGCCGCCGCCAGCCCUGCCCUCCCGAUGCCCGGGCCCCGAGCCCGACGGCCCGCCAGCCUAUGCGCACCGGGCCCCGGCCGGCGACAGCGAGGGCGGCAGCAGCCGCAGCAAGACGUCUCUGGCCACUGUCCGCCAGGACCUGGCCAUCUAGAAGCAGGCAUGCCUUGGGAGGAAGGUGAGGUCAGAGGCCGGACCCUACCCGCCCUGCUCACGGCAGAAGGCAGAAGUGGCUUCUGCAAGGACAGUAUGCAGCCCCUGCCCGAACAGCACAGCAUCGGGUAGCAUCCUCACUUCCCGGAUGCUCCCAGUUGAGCUGGAGCCAUAGAAUGAACUAAGGCAGGUCCUUGGCACGGGGAUCCAGGGAGAAAGGAAGGAGGCCAUGGGGCUAGAGCAGGUGGAGAGGACAGAGCAGAGUAGAAAGCAGAAGUUCAGGUGGUGACUUGGGUACAGACAACUGUGAUGCCAGCAUCCCAAGAUUCUCCUGGUUCAAACUGUGUCCUCUGUGCAGGCUAUGUAUGUGCAUGCAUGUACACACAUGUGGUAUGUUCUGUGUGCGUGUGCACAUGCAAACCAGUGUGAGUUCUUUAUGGGCAUGCACACACUCAUAUCAUAUAUGCCGUGAGCUUUAGGUGUGCACGAGUACACACGUGUGCACCCUGUGUGAGCUGUGUGUGCACAUGCACACCCUGUGUGAAUUCUGCACAUGAAUGCAUCUGUGUGCAUGUGUGAGCUGUGUGUGUAUAUGAAAGAGAAAGAGAGAGAGAGAGAGUUCUCUGAUAGGCAUUGUGUGGGUGGCCAGGGCCCAGUGCCAGCAGCAGCCACAGUGGUUCCCAACCUCCCUGCAGAGGCAUCACAGGAAGGGGGGAGGCACCCUUCUCCCUGGGCAGCCUCAGUAUGGUAGGGCUUGUGGGCAUCGCCCACACUCAACCUGGUGGCCUGGGCACGGUGGCUGGGCCCUUUCAUAGGGUAGAGUAGGGGUGGGCCGUGGGGUCAGAGGGCAGGACUCUUCUCUAGCUUCACGCUCCUCACUCUGCUGCUAUUCCCCGCCAUAAACAUGCUUUAAGUCCUUUCCAUCCUCAGAAGAAACACCCCCAAAUUAUGCUCCUGGCCCUGCAUUUCCUUGCAGCCACCAACCUUUUUCCUCCUGGGCUAAUACAGAAUACAAAGAGCUGUCUGCAUGACAUCCAGGGGUCACCGCUGUAGAGUACCCUGGGCCUUAUAGACCCUGCUGAGCAGACUGCCGUGACCCACGCCUUCAGAUUUCCUCCUAUGUCCCUGGCCCUUUGUCCACUGUCUUCCUUCUUGCGCCUCUAUUCCUCAGCUUUCCUGUCUGCACUCCGCGGGCAGCUGGAGGGCUCAUUCGGAAUGGCCCAGCUACCUGUGCCCAUAGGUGCUCCCUUUUCCUCAGUCACCACACGUGGCUAGUGACAGCUGCAUUGAACAGGCAGAUCCAGGUGUGAGACUACAGUGGUGAACAGAACCUGCCCUGUGGAGCUUAUGUGCUGGUGGGGAAGGCAGAAGACAAAGACAGACUAUACCCCGGAUAGUGGGAGGCAUGGGGAGAGAGAGGGGCAUCCCCGAGAAGUGACACUGGAACAGAAUGUAGCAAGGGGCUAGCCCUGAAGCCAUCUCCAGGAAGAACAUUCCAGAUGGAGGGAAUGGCGAGGGCAAAGGCCCUGAGGCAAGAAAAUGCUGGGAGUGUUUGAAACCAGCAGGGAGCCAGUGUGGCUGGAGUGGGGUGAGGAACAGGGGUUGGGGGGCAGUGUCACGAGCACCUCAGAGGCAACCCCAAGCUCUUCUCUCAGUUGCUGGUGGCCCCCUCUACCCAAGCCACCUCCAUCUGCUGUUGCCAUAGCCUGUCACCCGCCCACUUCCCACACACCAUCAGUCACCUGGUCUCCCAGUCACCACCUAAGCAUCUCCUCCUUUUGUGCCCCUUCACCCCUUCAGGGGCUGCCCAGGGCCAGCCAGCUUGCUGAUGGCGGGCAGUACCCCCACAGCCUCUGCUCCUGCCCCCUGCACUUCCACUCACUGGCUUAAACUCCUUCACCCCCAUCACCCUCAGGAUCAAGUCCAGCUCCUGGACCAGCCUUGUCCUCACUGGUCCAGCCUCUAGAGCCUUGCCUCUUCCAUCAUUCCAACCAAAACCCAAAAGGGUUAAAACACAGAGCUGGUGACAGUUUCUGAUCACACAAAGCUAUUUAUCACCUCUGUGCCCCACCUAGUUAAAUCUCCUGCUUUGAAGCACCUCUUCCAGGAAGCCCUCCAAGCCUUGCCCCAGCCUGGUUAUCUCUGGGACCCCAAGCAAACCCCAGUUUCUGCCCACGCCAAGUUGUGUCCCAGUCACCAUGCUUGUGUCAGUCUGCCCCAUGGAGCAGAGUAAAGCUCAUAGCUCUCAGUGACCAGCCUCCAGAGUAAUGGUGCUAACUGGGGGCAGUUUUGCCCCCAGGGGACGUAUGGCAAGGUCUGCAGAUAUAUUUGGUUGCUACAGCCAGUGGGAAGGAGUGACUAGCGCCUAGUAGGCAGAGGCCAGGUGUGCAGCUAAGCAUUCUGCAGCACACAGGGCGGCCACCACCACAAACAUUGCUGGGCCUAAAACGUCACGUUCAUGGUUGAGAAACUGCUCUUCAGUGAUGAACUGUGAACCCGAGGGGCAACCUCAAGCCCAGACGGUCCCAGCAGCACAGGCGCUGCGCACUUUGUGAACGUGAGGGACGGCGGGUUCGCUCUCACCGUGAGGAGAGCCCUGUUGGCAUUUGGUGGGCAGGCGCUAAAAGUGCCAAGAUGUCCUCCCACAACAAAGAAUGGUCACACAGGACUUCAGAAUGUGCCGCUAGACCUUCAUAUAUAGUGAAAAACCUCUCCAUAAUUAGCUGAGCCCAAAACCUGUUUUACACAUAAAACAUUAAGGUUUCAUGUGGCAGAUUUUGCAUGGUUUUCUUACACAUUCUCAGUUGUUCUUUCAACAUCCAUCCAUACUCGGAUCUUCCUGAGCUUUUUGUAAAGAAUGGCUUCCAACCUACUUCUUUUAAACCCAAAUGUAUUCAUUAAAAAUAGAGUUAAGCUUAGGACUAUGUCAUAUCUGCUGUGGGGGUUGUGCCCAAGCAUUAACAUACUUGGGCACUUAACAUACUUCAUAGCACCUUCCAUUCAUUCCUCUUUGACAAUACAAUGUGACAGUAUAAUGAUUUCUUAAAAGCAUGUGCGUAGGUAUGUUAAAUUUCU